Molecule: messenger RNA, 1350 nt
Organism: Polychytrium aggregatum
Lineage: Eukaryota; Fungi; Chytridiomycota; Chytridiomycetes; Polychytriales
Exons: 8
Coding region: 1-1350 (449 amino acids)
Biological process (GO): spindle assembly; centrosome cycle
Cellular component (GO): centrosome; nuclear microtubule; cytoplasm
Molecular function (GO): microtubule binding
Source: RefSeq, a predicted model, not a curated record
AUGGAUCCAGAGACAACAGACUCGCUCCUCUCGGCCGACGCACCCGCUAUCAAGAAGGGCAUCCGAGUCAAAUACGUCCCAUCCAGAUAUAAGCAUGCCGCUGCUGCAGCCGCAGCUUCUACUCUUGCCAACACUGUCGAUUCAAAGUCCUCUGAAACCGAAAGGCCGCGAGUGCCUCCGUCACAACCCCCUGGUGUCGCAGCGGAGGCUGUCCGAACCAGCUCACGCAGCGAGCUCGAUAUCGAUCAGCGCAAGCGCUCAAUGGCAACGAGCCGUCUUGCCACAGCUACCCCACCUUCAGACACCCUGGAAGCAUCCUCGAAGCCUCUGCCAUCGUCGUCGUUGCCGGAUGCCCCUCGAGACUCGCUCCUGGGACCACGACGAACGACGCUGAAGGCCGGUCGGUUCGUGGCCUCCAAGGUCGAAUCCGGGCUUGGGCAGCUCGCCCGAUCCGAGGGGGCAUCGAGCCGCAAGUCCAUGCUUCCCAGCCACAAGUUUGGGGAGAGCCCAGCUCCCCAGCCACCAAAACCCAGUCUCGGCUGCCGACGGACAUCGAACGCCGAGCAACUUUACAGCUCCGAGGCCAAGCGAUCUGCACUCGGCAGGCCGGUGGCUGGUCGCCAGCCUGAGGCAGAGCCCUCAAAGCUCUCGAGCCGGCUGGUGCGCAAACCGUCCUCCUCGCUGAUGCCGCUCGACGAGAAUCCCGACCCCGAGCCAGGCACAGCAAUAGAGCCAGCUGCAUCGCUCAAGCCAAGCAGCUCGCUGCCGUUCGAGGAGGAGAUAUCGAGUCUGCAUGCUCGUCUGAUGCAGUGGCACAUCAUCGGCACCAAGGCAGAGAAAGCCUUUGAGCGGCAAAGGAAUGACGCCGAGUCCCAGCUGCUCGAUAUGUGGCAGAUCCUAUCGGCCAAGCGCGAGGAGCUCUAUCGCGAGAAGCUGGAGCUCCAGGAAGAGCAGCAGCUCGAGCGGCUCGUCCAGGAGCUGGGCUACCAGUACAAAAUGCUGUCCUCGAUUGAGAAGCACAUUCCCGAGUUCCAGGUUCCUUUCAACCGCUUUAUCGAGUCCCUCGACAUCAAAAGCAUGCGGAUGCCCCUUGUGAAUGCCGUGUGCCGUGACAGCCCUGAGCAUCUGACCCAGGCUCUCGAGGAAUGCAACCAUGCCAUGACCCAGCUUGGGCAGAUCAGCUGCACAAGCUUUGGAAACGUCCAGGAGCUCUCCCAGCACAUGGCCAAGCUGAGCAGCCUGAUGCAGGACGAGUGGAAGGAGCUUGAGGAGUGCAAGGAGCUCAUGCUUGAGAUCUCACGGCUCGAGCGGGUCGAGAAGAGCCUUGUCCUUGGCGGGGCGCCGAUGUAA